CGUCUACGCCACACACGAGCACAUCCCUCCGAAGCUAAAAGGACAGCCGAACCUUUCAAGAACCGGGAGUUUUAGGACUCUUGCCCUGUUUUGACGGCUAAUCAGCAAGUCAUUAAUGUUUGACUCCUGGUAAUUGGCAAGGCCAGAUAGACGGGGGGUGGGGGGAUGUUGGCAGUGAACAUAGACAUCGUUGAUCCCGUCCUAAAUAUGGUUGAGACAGCAAGAUCACUCGCCGUACCCGUAUCUCUAAAUUCUACCCCCGCGGCGACGAACUUUUUAGGUUGUAUUUUUACUACUGCAGUAUAAUCUUGGAGAUAAAACAAAGGGAGAAUGAGGAUGAGGAACAAAAACCAGAAAUCAUCUGCUUUCCAGUGCAGUGCAGGAACCAGAUGCUCUGUAUCUCUAGUUCUGUGGAGCUUGGUGGGAUGCAUCCUCAUGGUGCAUUUCUAUUCCUUGAUCCAUCAGAAGGACAAGGGAGAGAUCCAUAUAGAUUCGAGCCAUCUCUCUGUUACCAGAGAAUUGGAAGAGGUUGAGGAAGAGAGUUUAUAUUUGCCACGCCCUAGAGGAAAGCGGUCGCCACGUGCAGUGAAACGAAGGGGACCACGAAAGCCGCCUUCAGUGGUUGAUGAAUUCUUAGAUGAAUCUUCUGAAUUGCAUGCCCUUUUCUUUCCUGAUCGAAAGAGUGCAAUAGACCCAAACAAGAAAGGGAAUGACAGCAUGUAUUACUAUCCUGGUAGACUAUGGUUGGACACAGAAGGAAAUCCUAUACAAGCACAUGGAGGGGGAAUUUUGUUUGAUGAGAGAACAGAGACCUACUACUGGUAUGGGGAGAACAAAGACGGCCUAACUUACCAUGCAUAUAGGAAAGCAGCUGCACGGGUUGACAUCAUUGGAGUCAGUUGCUACUCCUCAAAGGACUUGUGGGAAUGGACCAAUGAAGGCAUUGUGCUGUCAGGAGAAAGAACCAAUGCUAGCCAUGAUCUCCAUGUCUCCAAUGUGCUUGAGAGACCCAAAGUGAUAUACAAUGAUAAGAGCGGUCAGUAUGUCAUGUGGAUGCACAUAGAUGAUGCUAACUACACCAAAGCUUCAGUGGGUGUGGCCGUCAGUGACUCCCCAACAGGACCUUUCUCAUACCUUUAUAGCAUGCGUCCUCAUGGUUUUGAUAGUAGGGAUAUGACCAUUUUCAAAGAUGAUGAUGGGAAGGCCUAUCUUAUCUACUCUUCCGAGGACAACAGUGAGCUCCAUAUCGGUCCACUAACUGAUGAUUACCUCAAUGUCACAAGAGUGGGGAGGAGGAUUCUGGUGGGCCGACAUAGGGAAGCUCCUGCCCUGUUCAAGUAUGAGGGAACCUACUACAUGAUCACCUCUGGUUGUACCGGCUGGGCUCCAAACAGAGCAUUGGCUCAUGCAGCAGAGUCAAUAAUGGGACCUUGGGAAACUAUAGGAAAUCCUUGUGUUGGAGGGAACAAGAUUUUCAGGUGGACGACAUUCUUCGCUCAGAGCACAUUUGUAGUCCCGCUGCCAGGGUUGCCAGGUUCAUUCAUCUUCAUGGCAGAUCGAUGGAAGCCGGCAGAGCUGAGGGAUUCCAGGUAUGUAUGGCUGCCUUUAACUGUGGGGGGAGUGGCUGAUGAACCUCUAGAGUACAAUUUUGGGUUCCCAUUGUGGUCUAGACUGUCCAUUUAUUGGCACAGAAGAUGGAGGCUGCCAGAAGAGUGGCGGAGAACUACAUAAAUCUGGAAUUGUUAUAGUUCUUUCAAAUGAGAAUAUUUAAAACAUUCAGUUUCUAUUCAUAGUGUGAAUAUAUUGUUCCUAGAGGGGCAGCUUUUAGUGAUCAUUCUCUUUUGUGGAAGAUUUGAUCUUCCUCUCAAGGCAACCGUUGUAACGUAUGUUAGGUUGUUGUUGGACAAUUAAUCUGAAUUAUGUUUUCACAUCAACAAGAGGGUGGGAGCUCUUGGAAGGUUAAAUUA
Messenger RNA from Elaeis guineensis (African oil palm), 1967 nucleotides. RefSeq lists its product as uncharacterized. Gene Ontology annotation, molecular function: hydrolase activity, hydrolyzing O-glycosyl compounds. NCBI's taxonomy places the organism in Eukaryota, Viridiplantae, Streptophyta, Magnoliopsida, Arecales, Arecaceae. The record is from RefSeq and is a predicted model, not a curated record. Gene Ontology annotation, biological process: carbohydrate metabolic process.